AUGGCUACUGUACCUGUUUGGUCGAUAACGCUUUCAUUGUGGUUGCUUUUCUUCAAAUAUUUACCAACUGUUGAAUCAACGUGGAACUGCUCUUUAAAAGUUCAAACGUACUACGGUAAGUGGGGAUUGGCCAACGAGGCAGUUUCUCCACGAAGCAUCAAUCAAACACCUUUUCAAAUAUACUUGGCUUGCUCAUUACAAUUAAUCAACGUUUAAAAUUAUUAUUAUUUCAUGGGUGACAAAUUACUCCUUAAUUCUGGCACGAAAUUUCAGCUUUAAUUUAUUAUUUCGCACGUGAAAUUGCGAAAUUCCCAUGGCAACCUUCCGUAAGCCUCAGUGCCAAGAUGGCGACGAAUUUUUCAAAUGUUUUUAAUGAAGAUGUCAAGGCAUUAAGGUGACUCGACCCAGUUUUUUUGGGGGGGUACCAUCCUACUUUGAAGCUCUCUGGUAUCCCCACCUUUGCUUUUAUCGUAAGUCUAACACAUAGAAUGGAUAACAUAUAGAUCAAUCUACAAUAUAACAUAAAAUUUUUGGCGAUCGGAGUAAAUAUCACGUGGUUAUAAUGCCACGCCCCUUUGAGGUCUGAGUCGAAAAUCUGCUGUUACCGGCAUUUUUUCGUGAAAAUCUCUCUGCUACACAUAGUGCGCAUUAGUGCCUUGCGCUGAACAGAGUUUCACCAAAAUUGCAAAGACCCAAUUCGAGAAAUUCAGCGGUUUCCAAAUUUAGGUCAUAAUUUAUGCGAAAAUGGUAAGCAAACUUUACACGGAUUAUAUCUUAUAAACUAUGAGACUGAUCUCUUUAUUUUUGGCAUCCUUAUAACAGAUGGGUCCUUGCAAGUCAGCAAAACGCUUUAGGGCCUUGUAGAUGCGUGCGAUUUCGAGCAAAGAAAACAUAUAGAAAUUAUAGUUUUCGCUAUUUGUUAACGUUUGUCAGCGUCUAACAGUCCUUCUCACGAAAAAAGCAUUUUCUUAACAAUUUGUAGUUUUUUUUCCUUCAAAUUUUUUCAGGGCCACAAUUGAUUAACUAACUACCCGGACUCUGAAUUUCAUGGUCAUUGAAAAACUGUGACAUUAUCUUCUAUAAGCCCAAAAUUGAGUAAACAUUGAAGAUUUUUAGCGUUUUGGCUGAGUUUGUGCUUUGGGAGUUGUCUAUUGUUUCUAGUCUGUCAUGAUAUAGCAUUCUUGUUCAGCACGCGUGCAAUGACCGCGCUUGGCUGACUUCCGAAUGCUCACCGAGAUAUUAUAAUUUUGGUACAGUGAGACAGGCCAUCGCGUGAUACAUAGAGGUUUAACUCACAAUUUUUAAUCAAUUGUCGUGCUUCUUGUGCCUUUGCAAAAAAAUCAAGAAGUGCUACACACUAAAUCUACUUACUAUUAAAAAAUAUCAUUUUUUCAUAGGUUUAAUGCAAGCCAAUAAUUAAACCAACUCGUGACGGGAGUAUCUCGAUGAGCAUUCGGAAGUCAGCCAAGCGUGGUCAUUGCACGCGUGCUGAACAAGAAUGCUGUAUAAUGACAGACUAGAAACAAUAGACAACUCCCAAAGCACAAACUCAGCCAAAACGCUAAAAAUCUUCAAUAUUUACUCAAUUUUGGGCUUAUAGAAGAUAAUGUCACAGUUUUUGAAUGGCCAUGAAAUUCAGAGUCCAGGUAGUUAGUUAAUCAAUUGUGGCCCUGAAAAAAUUUGAAGGAAAAAAAACUACGAAUUUUUAAGAAAAUGCUUUUUUCGUGAGAAGGACUCUUAAACGCUGACAAACGUCAACAAAUAGCGAAAACUAUAAUUUCUAUAUGUUUGCUUUGCUCGAAAUCGCGCGCAUUUACAAGGCCCUAAAGCGUUUUGCUAACUUGCAAGGACCCAUCCGUUAUAAGGAUGCCCAAAAUAAAGAGAUCAGUCUCAUAGUUUAUAAGAUAUAAUCCGUGUAAAGUUUGCUUACCAUUUUCGCAUAAAUUAUGACCUAAAUUUGGAAACCGCUGAAUUUCUCGAAUUGGGUCUUUGCGAUUUUGGUGAAACUCUGUUCAGCGCAAGGCACUAUUAUAACCACGUGACAUUUACCCCGAUCGCCAAAAAUUUUAUGUUAUAUUGUAGAUUGAUCUAUAUGUUAUCCAUUCUAUGUGUUAGACUUACAAUAAAAGUAAAUGUGGGGAUACCAGAGAGCUUCAAAGUAGGAUGGUACCCCGAAAAUAAAACUGGGUCGAGUCACCUCAAGGUGGCUCCGUAAUUAAUACAAGAGCAUUUAGCUGUGACAAACUUUCCAUCAUAACUUUUUCGAUUUUAACCCGAUGGCUGCGAAACUUUGCAAAAAACAACAGAUAUCAUUCGGCAAUAAUACGAAAUAUUCCGAUUUCAUUGAUGGUAAAUAUUUCUUGAGAAAUUAGCGCUUAAAAGGACCCUACUGUUCAAAGAAAAUCGCGUCUAGUAAAAACAUUUUGCUGAUAUUUUUUACUGAAAUUUCUGGUAUCGGCUUUAAUUGAUAUAAUAAAUAUGCCAGAGGAAUUUCAGAAGAAUCGUUGGAGCAGAAGUCCGUAACUAAAAGUCGCUCAAAAUUCAGCUGUGAAAUUGUUUUGGAAUUUCAAAAAUAGAUUACUAUCAGGAAGAAGGAGACACUAUUAAGUUUCAAUUUUCGGGACAAGUAAAUUCAGUGUUUGCUAAUUCUAAAAACAGAAGCCGAUUGCCUAUCGUGCUAUUCUUUAAAAGGUACUUUUCAUUGUCGUCAUCAUUGUCGCUUGUCCCCCCUGGGUGAGGUGCGAAUUCCUCGCAGAAUUGCCGCUCGUGCUCAUUUUGUAGUCAUAAACAAAGGUGCUGGACAGUUCUAUCUGAGCUCUGAUACGAGGUAGCGUUCAAUCUCAAUACUUUUUUCCUGAGUUGGAAGCAACGAACAGCAGUAAAAAUCAUAGAAAAUGCAUUGCAAUACAUCAAAAUGUAUGCAGCAGGAGUUUGAGCCAAAACUGCCGAGGGAUAUUUUAAAACUGUCGAAGAACGAGUCAUUCUACUUCAGGGCAAGGUUUGGAGCAAUUUAUAGUGCUUCUAAAACUAAAAAGUACCUUUUAAAGAAUAGCACGAUAGGCAAUCGGCUUUUGUUUUAAGAAUUAGCAAACGUUGAAUUUACUUGUCCCGAAAAUUCAAACUGGUGGUCGCCUCUACAAAGUCUACAAAAUGGCUAAAGGCCAAAACUGUACUGACCAGCCAAACCCGGACAAAAUAAAUAAGUCCCAUAGAGGGAAAACAGCGUUUUGAUUGGACUCCUGAGAUGCAAAUCGCACUCAUUCCAGAUGGUGUUAAGAGUGGGCAACUGAAGAAUUCAUAUAUCCCGGCCAACGCCCUGAGAUUCCCUCUCUAUGGAAUCCCAUUACUCUUAUUCCUGACCUUGACUUAAUCAUUUUUUUCAUUAUUAUUUACUAGUGUAUUAUUACAGAAGUUACUAUUGCUACAAGACAUCCAGUAGUUACACUCCUCGAGUGCCAUCCAUUGAAGGACAAGAUAUUGCCUUGCUGGAUGGCCACUCCUCCAGGAGCAACAAAGUUACAAAGUGUGCACAGGCUGCCAUGGGCAGGGGCUAUAAAUACUUCGCUUUGUUCGAUAAUGGAGAAUGCAGAUCCUCCUGGACAAAGAGUGAUUACUCUUACUACGACUAUGAGAGGACAACCAAUCAGUAUUGCUACUACUACUGUUAUUAUUAUUGUUACAGUAGGUGCUACUAUUAUUUGACGAAAUGUGGAAACGGAUAUGGUAGCUCUACAAAGAUGAACGUCUACACUUUUGACUACGGUAAGAUAGUUUAUCAGUAGAGACCUUUAGAUUCUAAGAAGGGGACCAAUAUGAGAACCAAUAAGAUUUUCUCUAUACUACGUAGUGCGCGCACGUGAACCAAGGUUGUUUUACCGAGAAAACGUGGUAAGCGUCGUAAUUCUCCGUUGAAUUUAAGCGAAAAUGUCGUAGUGACGGGAACAAUUUGUCAAAUGUUAGAAGUUUUAUCAUUUUGACAUCGGAAGAGGACUCAACCUCCCUGUUUAAAAAUGUCCUUGUCUGGUGAAAAAGAAGUAAAAUAAAUGUUUCCGAGGUGUCUUGUUUUUCUUUAUAAAAAGUUUCUUGCUUCGGAAAACAUUCGGAAAAAAACCUUGAAGUCAAAUCUUGUCCUCAAACGUCGGUGUCCUCGAAUCUAAAGGUCUUUAAUAGGCCCUUUGAAGCUUUAUAUAUCUAUCUAUUUAUCUAUUUAUUUAUUUAUUUAUUUAUUUAUUUAUUUAUUUAUUCAUACACAGGAAAUCAUUAGAUAGUAUGUGUAAUCAAAUGGUGACGAGUGAAAUUAGGGAAUAAUUUCACUUGCGUUUUGUCCAAAUUCUAAUAAUUUCCCUAGCCUAAAGGCUCUGGAAAUUAUAAGGAUUUGGACAAAACGCGCGUGAAAUUAUUCCCUAAUUUCACGAGUAUACCAUUUGAUUACCUAUUAAUAUCAUAGGUGACGAAUUACGUUCGCAAUCUUGGAUUUUUGAUAUGUUUAUCCUGGAUCGUAUCGAUCGAGAACUCCACUCUCUCAAACGUUUAGAGCUUAAAUUUGGCUUAAGUUCAGAAUUUUUCGACAAAACACCUGUUAGAAUCCUUCUUGAUGUGCUCUUUCGUGUGUUCAGGUUUUCUAAAGCGUCUUUUUUAUGCCCUGGCAUCCUCAUUUACGACAUUUUAAAACUUCUUCGCCAUCUUGACACUGAGACGUGCAGAAGGUUGCCAUGGCAAUUUUGUCAUUGCACAUGUGAAAUUACAAAUUAUCACUGAAAUUUCGCGCCAAAACUAAGGAGUAAUUCGUCACCUAUGAUAUUAAAAGUAUAAUUAUUCUAAAUAAAUAUAAACUACUUAAACCAAACUGAUUUUAAUGAUUGCCGUGUGGGAGCCUAAAGAAGAAUAGUAAGUUACAAACAUCUUUGUAGAAACUUCCAAACGGUUUAUUAUGUUCCGUAAUUAUAAGAUCUCGAGACAGUGAAUUCCAACGGGCAGCACCACUUUAGGAAAAGCUGCGCUUCAGGUUCUUGGCUUAAGGUGGCUGAACACAGUUUUGCGGGCGGUCAGCGGUAAUUCGCGGGAGGGCGCGUGUUUUGUGACAAUGAACAACCAUCGCGGCGAAAAAGCAAUGAAACACAGAAGACGAUUUCUCAAAAUCUACUCAUUAAAAUUUUGUGAUAUUUGGCAUAAUUUUUACUUUUAACGUAUUUAAAAUAAUGAGAACUUUAAAAUGGAAGUUGAACAGACGAAUUUUGCGACACAUUUAAUAAAUAUAGUACAAUUAACAUUUGGUCAAAUAAGUUUCAAAUGGUAAUAAAAAGUUAUUGUAAGCUGUGUGCAAGUUUAUAGGAAAAUCUAAUGAGCGGAUUUUAUGUAAACUGAACAAAAGUGAAAUUGAAGGUUGUAUUCAGUCGUUCAUGCUGCCAUAGAAACUAUGAAAACGUGACAUUUUACCUGUCAAUUAAAAUCUUUCAUCGUUAUAUUUUUCACUUGCCAAGUUUCCGCUUGUGAGCUUCAACCUUUCUCUUGCUAAGGUUUGGCAAAUGAAAUAUACUCAUGAACUGCUAAAACUGUGUUCAGCCACCUUAAGCAAUGCAAGUUUGUAACUUACUGAGUUUCUUAAAUCACAAUAAGCAUUAAUUGAAUUUUGCGAAACAUUUCGUGGAGAUACAUCGAAGAAAGGUUAUGUAAAGAACUGAAAAAUCAUGAUGGCCUUGAGCUUUUGUCUCAUCAACCUAUCCCACCCCAGAGCGUCUAGAAGUAGAGUAGAACUAAAUUCAUGUGACUCGAUUUUGUUCCAGGUAACGAGAUUUAUAUCAUGCCAAAAUUAUGAGAUUAAAGUCUGAAAACUUAAUAUAUAGUCAUACAAAAUCAUGCAAAUAUUCAGUUCAAAAUUUUCCCAAGGGCACACUUAAAAUUGAAUAAUCGCCGCUCUGUUUGGUGUGCGGCUCUCGUCUUUGUUUUUGUUAGUUUUGUUUGUAAGUAAAUUUUCCUAAAUGAAUAAAUAAAUAAAAAUUCUCAAGAUUGAAAUAGCAUAAAACAAAUACUGGGUAUGACAAUUUUUAGGUUUUAUAAGCUCUAAACAGUGCGACUUUAUGGUGGUCCCAUGGUGGCGAGUCGCUGGACCUAUGCUGAGGAGUAUACUAAAGAAAUGUGAUUGAAAUUCUCAUCAGUCAGAAAUGAUCAUGAGUAGUAGUCAAUUCCUAUUGUUUUAUACUACUACAUGAGAAAUUUAUGCAAUUUGAUUGGCUUAGAGCAGUGGUAUUUCAGCUUAAUUAGAAAUACCUACAUGUGAAAAUUACAAACCUUUUGCGGGUAGUAGUAUAAACAAAUAAUAGCAUGAUUUGUACGUGAUAUUUGGCAAAAAUACCACUCAUGAUAUUUCAAAAUUGUCUCAAAUUUCACUCGACUAACGGCUCGUGAAAUUUCGUAUAACAAUUUCGAAAUAUCACUCGUGGUAUUUAUGCCACAUAUCACUGCAAAUCAUGCUAUUACCUAUACUAAUUCCCGUCUGUCUCGGAGUUAAGUAUGAAGUCUGCUAAUAAUUACUCAAAAUUAGUCUGUUUGAUAAUAGAUGGUCGUCGCUUUUCUCCACCCAAAAAGAAACGAUCUUGCGUGAGUUCUCGUGAGGUAGUUCUUGGUUUUUAAGAGCUAAAAGGUGAUUGGCUAGUAACGUCUGAGAGGCUCGGGUUCGUGGACGUUACUUUUUGGAUCGAGAGAGAAGCGACGACCGGAAAUACGUCUGCGUUCGUAAGCUGGAUAGUAGCGGCAACGACUUACUAAAGGAAUCGGCAUGACGUUUACCUCGUGACCUGUCUUGAAUGACUAUUAAGGGGACAGUACGGUUAAAAGCAUUAUUUUUCGUUGAUUUCCACCCUUUUUCUUAAAUAUCCAGCCAAGAUUUCAUUCAAUCUAAAAAAAAUGACUCAAUUAAGUUACAGUCCUUAAUUCAAUAAUUAUUUGGGGAAAUGUUUAAAAUUUUGGGAAAAUAGGAAAUAUUGGAUUUGGGGGUUGUUAAAAAUUGAAAUAUGAAGUGAAUAAUAAGUAGACAAUUACUAGAUAGUCCACCACCACAACAACGUGCCUCUGAUCCCAUUAGUAUAGGUAAUAGCAUGAUUUGUAGUGAUAUUUGGCAUAAAUACCACGAGUGAUAUUUCAAAAUUGUCAUACGUAAUUUCACGAGCCCUUAGGCGAGUGAAAUUUGAGACAAUUUUGAAAUAUCACAAGUGGUAUUUAUGCCAAAUAUCACGUACAAAAUAUGCUAUUAUUUGCUUAUACUACUACCCACAAAAGGUUUGUAAUCUCCACAUGUAGGUAUUUCAAAUUAAGCUGAAAUACCAUUGCUCUAAGCCAAUCAAAUUGCAGAAAUUUUUCAUGUAGUAGUAUAAGCGGAUUAGCUGGUUUAUGUGUAUAUCUUUUCUACCCAAAUUUAUUUCCUUCCCAAAUCAACAUCAUUUCCCCCAAAAACCAUCCGUAAUGCCCCCUUAACAUUUUCUUAACAAAUUACAGACUACGACGUCAUGAUAUGGAUCAGGAUCCAAAAGAACAAUUUCACAACUUACUUUGACAUGUUUGACGCAAGUUCCCCAGAUUACGUGAGUGUAAACGGCAACAUUUCUUCGUGGGUAAGUUGCUUUUUGUUAUUUGACGAUUAGGGCACUUAUGUACUUAUGAAAAUAAAACAUUUCGAAAAAAAUUCACAUUAGUGCCAUUAUUACGUCUUUCUGCACUGUUUUGGAACAAGCUGAUCACGCUGGAUAGGCCUAGCUUGCCAACGCAGCCACAUUUCUGGUCCGGCUGCUUCCACUUGAAGAGUGUAAAGAAAAGAAAAAACAGAAAAAGUCGUCUCCUCACCCAAACUAAGACAAGCCUGACUAUUAGAAUUCUCUUUAAGGAGGCUCUUUCACGGUUGUCCAGUUCAUUUGUUUAAAAAGUCAGUUGCGUGUCCUUACUUGCUGUGAAACCUGCGAAAUUACUCUUCAGUGACAGAAUGAUAACUUUCUGUUCAACAAAUGUGUUUCCCAAGCACUACAUCAAACGUUUCAAACAACAAAAAUGAUAGACUUUAAAAUACUGCUAGUUAAAGACCGAGGAGAGAAGGCUGUAUUCGCAGGUUGACUGUAACAUAAACGUCUCGUUAAUUGUUUGCAGCUUGUAGAGAUGCUAGACACACAGAAGAUUUGUGGCGUUGGCACAUUUACACUUCAGUGGUUCAGGUGAGUUCAUUAUAUUUAGGAUUAUGGUUCGUACGGCACUGGACAAAUUCACGAUCCUCAGGCCAUUUAAGGCACGACUAUCUAAUUAAAUAUGCACAUUUUGAUAAAAUGCUAUUUAGAACGGUUUUCUUCUAUCUAUAAUCCUGAAAAUUGGACCACUAAUAUAAUGUAGCUUAAUGGCCUUAGCAAUAAGAGAUAUUUUAGACGUUCAAAUUUUUGUCACGUGACUUAUAAUUGAGAAUUAACGAUCAAAAUAUUUACUCUUAAAUGGGGAAAGGAUAGUGAAAGAGCAACAAGUUCUUUUAGGUAUAUUUUAGACGCUAAAAAGGUUUCUGAACGAUUCGCCUUGUAUGUGUGUUGAUACGGAUGAUAUAGGAAUUGGUAAAUAAAGGGAAAAGGGUCACGUGACUUGUUAAUUAGUUAAAUAGCUAACAGGAUAGAUAACAUUUCCAAUCAUACAAUGCGAAUUUACGAUUUACACUGUUUAUGUAACAUUUUGGGGGUGAAAAUUCGUACGAUUAAGGUUUGCAACCAUUCUCCGUUUAGAAAAACAUGUUUUGUGACAUCAUUGACGAAGCAAUGUCACAUGGUAUUCAAAAUCACGUUUCACGUUUUUUUUGUCUUCCUUUCGUUGAGCCACAUUCGUAGUUCACUUUUCAGUAUCACUGAUGGAAACAAACCGGUUAAAAUAGCAUUUAACAAAAUAUGGCUGCUUAAUUAGGUAGUCAUAUGUUAAGUGGCCUGAGUCGGUUAAAAAAUUUGAGCGGGCACUUCCAUCACGAUGAUCGAACCGUACGAUAUUUUUGCUCUCACACUGAGCUGAAGAAAUAGCUUGAAAUUUAACUCUUGUUCAGAGUUUUUAGCAUCUGCUCAAACGAAAAGCGCUGCUUUAGCAUAAUCCAAAAUGGUGUCUUCCUGCUGAGUUACCAGGCACCUAUAGAGUCACGUGUUUGCAUAACAAAACAACAGACGGGCAGUAGACGCAUUGAAAGGCACCAAUGACAUUCCGAGUCUUCAAAGCCAAUAACAUCACGUCUUAACUGACAGACGACCAAUAACAUUGCCACUUAAUUGGUCAAUUUCUUUUGCCCUUGGCACCUGUAUGUGCUCGAAGCUAAUCGGCUUAUUAAUUAUAUGCGUCUUGGACGAUUGAUUAAAGUCUUGCGUUGCUUUUAGAUUCUUACUACACUUCAACGCUGUAUCUCUAAAUUUAAUUAAAUGUCGACGAGUAAAAUUUUAAAAAAAUAUUUGCAUUCAUGUUUAGUCAAAAAAUUCUUAUAAUUUUCUGAACCUUUGAUUAGGCAAAUAUUUCACCAACGAUAUAAUUUAUAUUACUGUGUUUACCGAUGCUAGACUUAUAUAUUGUAGGAAGGGGAUAAUAUUCCCUUUUUGUUUUAUCUUUAAGACCUGAGACACCCUCUACAUCGGUCGCACACUACCUUUUUCCGACGAGCUUUCAGGACAUUGGCCACAUUGCUGAUCAGCUGAUUGGUCAAACUCCUUCGGGGUUUCAAGCCGAAAUCAUCGAGGUGCAACAAAAAAGCGGUACGUGUCAGCAAAAACUACCGUCAAAUAUGCAGAUUAAGAUUAACCGUCAAAAAGUUUUCAGGUAUUUCAAAUCUAACUAUUUCAGCUGUUCUUACGGUAUUUUGACUUCUGGAGAACUUCUGAACUGAAAUUAGUCAGUUCCCAUGUUCUCAAAAACCCUCUUUCUAGAUAUUGCAAUACCUUACAACCUACUUAUACAUGAAAAUAUUUCCAAAUUAUGUAACUAAAAGGCCAAGAAACCUCUAAAACACAACAGUUUCUAUCAAUUUAUAAAGAAUUUGUUAUUUACGUUAACUUUUGGACUAAAUUUCCACUUAACAACCAUCAACCAUCAAAACCUCCAAAAUUUAUCCGUCAACCGUCAAAAUUGGAAAAAAAUUAACAGUCACCCUUCAAAGCUACCAGCCGUGCUGGAUCCUGACACCUUAAGAUAAGGGGUGGGGUAGGGGGGCGGUCAUCGAGACCCUUAAAUAAGUUGGGGGGGGGGUCUGUUCUCAAAAAAAGGCGCUCCUUCGGGCCUCGGUUUGGUCUUAAAAUAAGGGUGCGGCCCCCCGGGCUCCUCCCCUGGACCCGCCACUGACCACACCAUUGAGACCCUCUAAUAGGCCAUUUCUGAAUUGCCCCAAGCCUUAGGCUCGAUUUCCGCCGUCUCCCGGGUCCGGUCUUUGAUCCUCCCCGGGGGAUGAGUGCGGGCUCAUUUUCCCGAACAGCGGCUGGUAAUCGAGCCUACCCAAGCCUCUGUUUCACAGCGAUAGUUUUUUCUACGCCAUUAUGAAAAUGGAACUUAUUUUCAGAAAAGAGGUUUUGCACUUGGCCUCAGUUCGAAAGUGAGACUCCUUGGAGCACGGAAAUGACCCAUUGUACAUCCAUCAGAGUCAAACUUCUCGAUUGUGUCAGACACCUUACAAUUUAAGUAGCUUCCGCUUUGAGAGGAAAAAUUUAUGUAGUUUGGAUUCUGCCAAAAAAUAGAACAAUAUGACGUCAUAAUGAAGUUAAAUAACGUCAUUGUGUCAAUUGAAUUAAGCCUAGAUGUUAUUCUGUGUAAUUUUGGUUAUCCUAUCAAAAGGGGUUUUGAAGUUAUAGAGGACGGGGGUGGACGGUCGCUGCAAGCUAAAAAAAAGCCUGGUCUGAAUAGGGUUACAAGUACUGAGUUCGUCGAAACUUCUCUAUUCAGCACCGGAUCCAGACCUUGAGAUAACGGGGGACGGGGAGGGGGCGGUCAUCCAUACUCUGAGAUAAGGUGGGGGGAGGUCUCCAAAAAUUUUUUUCGGCCCCUUCAGGCCUCUAAAAAUAAGAGGCGGAAAGUGGGCCCCCCGGGCUCCUCCCCUGGAUCCUCCAUUGCUAUUAUUCCUUUUUGCGUCAGUUUUUUUCUAUUAUGUUUGUUUGUUUUCUUUAGUACCAGCUGCAUAAAUCUAGCUACCAUUUUGUGGGAAGCAAUUCCUCGGUAAUAUCAUUUGCUGAAAGGGAAUAUGUUUCUGUUGAUGGUAUCAUCCGCUCCCCUGGGUGCUCUAUGCUGCAGGAACAUUUACCGGUUUACGCCUCUACAUCAACCUUAAAGCUAAAAGCAUUAACGCAUAUUCAUUCUUUUGCUGCCUACAGGACGGUGUUAUUCAAACAAUCCUUAUGUUAAUGCCUACAUUUCAUUUUCUACAAGCUACAAGUCUCCCACUGUUUACAGGAAAGCUGACACUCACUACAUUUAUGGAAACAGCUACUUUUACUGUUCAUAUUCUAAGAGUUACAAGUGGGAAUUCUAUCUUCUAGAAUCGGUCAGUGUCUAAUUAUUAAUUAUUAUAUAUAUUACUCUAUAGCUACGUUCUGUGAACAAUUAAUAGAACAAAACACAUUCUCAUUAUUAUCUUGGGGUAUAUAUAUAAGUUACGAGUGACUUGAUCUUUCUCAAACACACACGCCUUUUACAGGUAACCCUUGAAUAUAGCGGAGCUCCAGCACGCGAAGUGUGCGCAGUGGAGCACCAUGGGUAAUUAAGUCCAAUCUAUGCAGUGCGUGCAUUCGCACGUACGUACAUUCGCCCCCUCAUGUAAUCGGAUGUGAAAUGUCAAACUUACUUGCUUGGAUUUUAAGGUAUACAGUCUUUGGUUAACUUGAUACUGGACAUCUAUGUUAUGGUCGAUUUACAGCUGUUAAGAAAGGUUAUCUGUUGACCAGUACCACGUGACUGUAUCACGGGCUCAGGUUUACAGUUCGUUGAAGUGAUGCGUUUUUAAGUUCUCCGCUGACCAGUUCUUGGUUUUCAAUCGAGGUUUAUUAUUUUCUAAGAGAAAUGCAGGUUAUCUCUUGUGUGCAACGAAAGUCGAAUUACCUCGGGAAAAAAAAAGAAUUUAAAAUCUCACCGAAGCUUCACUUUUGACCUUGGCUAAAUCUGUAUAUUAUAAUGAGUAAUGACGUCAUAAGUGGGAAGAGAAAGAGGCUGCGGCAGCAGCGAGAGUGCUCGCCAACCGCUCAUGCGACCCGAUUUAAAUCAAGGAAACGACGCUAUACGUUGAGUUUUAACUAACACCCUGUCUACACGAGAACCAAGAACUUGUGUAAGAAAUGAGUAGACUCUAAAAGACGAUACAUUUACUUUCGGGCCUUCAAUAAAGCUUGUGGAUAAUUGACGUAACUAAUGAAGCUUGACUUCCCUGUAACAUUACCCUUAAAUGCAACCAUAUUGCCAAAAUAUUUUUCAUUCAUUUAUUCAUUCAUUAUAUGAACUACCGUAAAAUUCCGAAAAUAAGCCACGGGACUUGUAUUUUUCAAAGGCCCUUUUUGAGGGGCUUAUUUUUGGAGGGGCUUACAUUCGGAGGGGCUUAUCUACGGAGUGAAAUUUGUGUUUCCAAAUCGAUUGGGCUAGCUUUAUAUUUGGAAGUAAAUUUAGCGUUUUUGCUUUGUUUUACCUUGUAUUUGAGGGCAGUUUUCCAAGUUCAAGCCCCCGGAGGGCUUAUAUUUGGAGGGGCGAUUUAACGGAGGGUUUUUUGCGUUACCGGUUUGGGAGGUUUAUACUUGGAGGGGCUUAUACAUGGAGGGGCUUAUUUUCGGAAUUUUACGGUAAAUUGUUUACACAUGUUUAUUUUAGGACAAUGUAACAAUAGGCGCAAGCACAACUAUGAGUACGAGUGAAUCAUGGUAUCUCAACGCACGGACUUUGCUAUACGGACUCUACUUUGUACAGUUCACAGCCCAGAGCUCAACCAAUCCACGACAGAUUGGCUACGACUACGGUUUCCUUAAGAUCGUUGAAGGUCCUUUGUAUGCCUAUAUAUCUCAAGGUUCUUAUGCUGUGUAUAUAGAAAAACGAAGCAUGACGCUGGACGGUUCAGACUCCUACGACCCUGACUUUUAUGAGACGCCAGGUAGGCCGUGAGGAUAAUAUUGACCGAAACUGAGGCACAAGAGAAGUGCUCAUUACCAAACACAGGGAAAUGGCCAGUAACGUACUCAUGUGCACAGCCAUUUCAUUCGGACAGUGUACUAAACUAUUUUAGCCACCACAUAUGUACGGCGGAUCUGUCGUCAAAGGAGUGCUUUUGCACUCGCCUUGACAGUAAAAUGCGGGGGCAGCAAUCGCUGGGGAGACCCUUCGCCUGGGGCUAUGCACUCGCCUUGGUGAUAAACGACAGGGUCAGCCAAGCUUGAGGAUAUCUGCGGGUCUUGACGUAUCGUGUGUCUGUGUUAAUCGGACAAUAUAGUUUGUCACUCAGUUGUUUGUUGUUGCUGUUUGUUUUUCACAGGUAAUUAUGACAACAUGAAUUUCACCUGGGUUUGUUGGAAAAGUAGCGACUCGUCCCCGGAUUUGAACGAUCUCGGUAUUUUAAACAAGGUGUACCCCGACGGAUCGAACCCAACACCCCCAGAAGGAAGUGAGGUGUGACGAUUUAUGAACUUUGAUAUCUAGCCGAUUUUUUUUUUGUUUUGGAAACGAAAUUAACGAAAUUUUCACUCAUUUGAGUGGAAAAAGGCCACAAGGCAAGUUUUUCAGUUUUCACCAGCGAAGCGCCAAGAAAAAGAGAAAAAGAAAGAGCGAGGAGGAACAAAGGAAGAGAAGCGAAAAAAGCAGUGGUUGCAUUCUUACUUUUUUCAUAAUAGCUACUUUAGCCGAAAAAACCGAAGAGGCCUAUUUGGCGGUGACGUUUUCAAAAAUCCGGCUAGAUAUUAAGAUUUAUCCAAGACCAAAAGCGAGGUUACCGUGGCGUUUGUUUGUUUGGUUUUUGUUUUCUUUGUUUUUGUUUUUGUUAUUUAUUUUCUAAUCAUGUUUUCUGAAGCAAUAGAACUUUCCUUAUAAACAAGGAAGAAACUGAAUUCCUCGUGAAAGAUUGACCUGAGUCUUUGAUAAAUUAAACACCAGUAACUGGUCUGUGGAAAACUUUAAAAAAGAGCACGUGACCUCCACGAAUUACAAGGUAGAAAAGGUUUUGAGCUGGAGAGUCGACAUUUCUUCGAGGUUUGUAACCUGAAAAACCUUUAUAAAAAUGCUGAAUCAAAGUUUUUGUUUGUUUUUUUUUUUCAUUUAUCAAUUCCUAUUUAUUCUUAUUCAUUUUUCCCGACAAAAUUUGUAACGAUUAUUGCAAAUGAUAUUAACUACUGAAUCGAUACUUUUAAAACCUUUCGGCCUCGAGACUUAAUGAAAUAGUAUCAGCGUUUAUCUUCAACUGUUAAACAAUUUGAAAAUGUCUGUAAAAACCUUUCGUGAUAGUCGAUGGAAGUUUCCAGUCUCAUUUCGUAAUUCGUCUCUGAUAGCGCGUUUAAUUUUGUCGGCUCUGCUGUUUCUCUUUUUUGUUAAAGGGCUCAACAUUUCACAUGUAAAGGAAAUGGCGAUCUAUGUGUGAACAAAUCAUAAUCGUGAACAUUAUCAUCAGCUAAGUCACAUCACAUUUUUAGUGUCAUCAUCAUAUCCUUCUAUAUACUCGUCACCUUUAUCAUAAUUAUUUUUCUCAUAGUCUUCAGCCUUUUGAUCACCAUCCUCAAAAUCAUCAUCAUCAUUAUCAUCAUCAUAAUUAUCACCAUCAUCAAUUACCAAAGAUGCAAAGAAGUCAACUACUAUUUGGAGGCAAGCAAUAACCUAUACCUUCAGGCUGAUGUAAUAUAUUUAUAAUAUAUUUUUUAGGUUUCUAACCAUCCUGGUGGGGGAUGCUUCAAUACGGGACCUGGAAAGAUAUCAGCCAAUAACAACAUUUCCAUAACAUUUGACAAUAGUGUUAUGCUCCUGGGAUACACAUAUUAUAUGGCACUGGUGGUACAGAAGGGACAUCGGAAGGGCGAUUACAGACAAACAAUUGUUCUUGCCAAGGCACCACCAAAAUUUAAUAUCAGGUAAGGCAGGUAAUAAACAACAGCCAAGGCUUAAAGUUCGAUGCCGUGAAUUUUUCUUUCGUAACGGUUUUUGCAAUUUUUAAGACACACAAUUUUUAAACUGUAUUUUAAAGGUGUUUUAAUCAUCAGGGAAGAACCUUAUGGCAACAUAAUUUAUGGUUAAGAGUUCUUUACCUGACAUCUCCUCAGAGAGUAUUUUUAAAACCAAUAAGGCUUCCAACUUGAAAGCCCAAAUCAGGUGACCCUUUCCUCAAAUUGCUUGCCAAAAUCUCAACUGCUUGCCAUCGUAAUGAAUCCCAAUCUACAACAGAUAUAUGUUCCUGAAAAUCCCCUUUGAAUGCAAAACAACUAAGGUCAGAGCCGGGUAAAGGGUAAAGUUCUCUUUUCUUAAGCUGACGGCGUGCUCAUUUCCCCCCUCUUCCCCACCCCCUUUUCAUAAUUGUUCCGUUUUAAGAGUAUUUGAAGUUCUUAAAGCUACACUGAUAGGGUGGAACGCACAAGGAGGAUUUGAAGUCACACUCGGGAAUUAAACUCAAGACUACUGGCGAAAAAAGGCUGCGCACUUUAAUUUUGAACUGUGCCGAUCCAUACAACUCCUGGUAAAUUUAACUUAGGCUUUCACACUCGCCUUUCACCCAAGGCUUUUCAUUAGCAUUUUUUGGGCUGGCCAAAUUGUUUCAAAGUAACAUUGUAUAUGUGAUAUCGGACAAAGUUCCUUUUCACUGAACAACUUGGGGCCACUGAGAGGGAUGCAUCAAAACCUCUUUUUUAUGUUACAGCUGCUUUUCAAACUGUGACCCGAAUGCUAUUAUAAGCCAGCGUAUAGGCCUGCAAGCGUACUGUGUUGGUCCAGACUGCUCAAGAACACUAUACUUCAAAUGGUUUAUGUACGAGAGUGACAAGACAUUCCCGGGACCGGAGGGUAAGAUAGAAUUCCAUAAUAGAGAAGAGAAGUGUGACGUCACGUCACCAUGGUAGCAAAAUUUCUGGAUCUCGACAUUCUCUCUUAACAGAGGAGGUUAUUUGCAUUGUCUACGGAUGCAAGGAAAGAGCGGGCUACUGUUUUGUUCCUGAGUGUAAUGGUGCACAGUAAAGUAUUUUUUUUUUUUUUGGUGUUUGCUUUUGUUUUUUUGUUUUUAUUUUGCCAUAUUUGCAGGACCAAGGUUUGUUAAGGUUCAGACAUUUUGCUACCCGGCAGCGUGACGUAACGAAAAAUUAUCCUCUCUUUCGUGCCCAAAAGAAGGAAUAAUUUGUCACCCAAACAAUGGGUGGCAAAUGAAUAUUUUAUAUCUUAUUGUUUCGAUAAUUAGUACCUUAUUCUCAAAAUUUGGUCAGCUCAAGCUGGUUGUGACGAAUUGGCCGGGGGAUUUGAGCCAAUCAGGAACGACGAAAAAUGUUCGAUGAAUAAUAAUUAGCGUUAUUGACAUUCAGUUUUAAUAUUGAUAACAGUUGAAAUUACCGUCAGUGGUCAUCCAAAAUGCAAAGCACUGGUGGUCGAUUACAGGAGGUGGUCGCACUCGAGGGUUUCAAACUAUAGUGUAUGACAAAGAAAACAGGUUUGGGCAAUAAUGGGGUUUGACUGCAACUAUUGUUAUUACUUUUGUUUUCAUCGUAGGAAUUAGAAAUGUCGAUGAAGAAAAAAUUGAUUUUUUCUUACCAACAGAUUAUAACGCCACAAAAAACUUCUACAGUCACUUAUUGACAUCCUCUAGCUCUUUAUCGAUGCUGCUACAGGAAAACGUUCUCGAAAAAAGAAAAAGCUAUAUGAUAAAAUUUAGAGUGACAACUAUAUACGACGCCAAAGAGUUCGCCUAUUACUAUUUCCGCACCAACAUCCCACCUGUAGGGGGUACUUGUGCGAUAGACAGAGACACAGGAGUAGCCGCCCGUGAUGAGUAUGAAUUGGCUUGUAACAACUGGGUCGAUAGUGAUACUCCACUGGUAUACAAAGCGAACAUACCGUCGAAUAAUGAAAGUAGCGGAUACAUCGUCUUGGCUGUGUUUGAUACAAGCUCAAAGUUGCGUCUACCGGUUGGAGAUAAGCUGGAUUUAUAUCACCUACAUUUAAAUGUGUAUAUCAUAGAUUCACUUGGUGCAACGGCGAAAGUCAACCUUACAGUGAUUGUAAGUAUGUAGCACGUCCCUAACUUUCAGGCCUUGCGACGUGGGAUCAAUAGGCCAUUUCCAAGUUCCAAAACAUCUCACUUUCAAAACGAGGCUAAGUGCGAAACCUUUGUUGUGAAAAGGAGUUUUAUUUGCAUCAAAAUUAAAACUCAUUUUCAUAUCAAUGGCUUCGCACUUAGCCUCGCCUUGAAAGUGAGAUUUUUUGGAACUCGGAAAUGGCCUACUUAGGUUUCUGGGAAACUGCCCACCUACCCGUCCCCUAACCCAACAUUUUGCCCUAAGUGAGAAGUAAAUGUUAAUGCUGACUUAGGGGAGGGGUAGGUGGGCAGUUUCCCAGAAACGUUAAUUGAUCCGCGACGUGCAUAGACUUGGAACAGACCACCCGGCUUGCAAGCAGAGCCUCCUUUUGUCUUCUUGAAUGAGGAGCAGAAAAGGAGGCUUUGCGCAUAGCCUGAAUUGCGCCGAGGUUUUUUGGUCGCCGCAGCCCACACUUCUGGACUAGACAAUCUUAUUUCUCGUCAAACAGGUUUACUUCAGUGCUAGCAUCCGUUAAUUGAUAAACCGGUGGUCAUAGCCGAGCCCUCUGUACCAAGUGCACGGCUAGUAGGCCUAGGCUCUAGAUCGUAUCCUAACGACAUGCCGCGCAUGCUCAACAAAGAUCUUUCUCGAUUCAAGCAGAGUUUUUCUUGAGUACGCCAAAUUUGAGCAAGCAAAAUCAAGGCUCUGCUGGCAGGCUUGGAACAGACACGACAACAUUACCAUAGGCGUCACGUUGUAUCCUCGGUCGGGUACUUUACUAGAAUUAGAUGUAAUAAAUUAAUUUAUUUUCGGACUCAUUAUUGAUUUUGUAAUUUAAUUCAACCUCUGCUGUAAAAAUUAAUGAAGUUACAACCUCUCUAAUCUUCAUAACCAAAGAGAGAAUCUUGAAUAUUUUGGAAUUUAGUGAAAAUAGUUCACAUAUUCCAUAUUUGACGACUAUCACGUUUUCCCCCCAAAAUGACGCUGACUCACGCGCAAGCACAACUUAGUACUGCGAAAAUCUCGAACUCGUAGUCGUACUCGUCUUAGAAUUUAAAGGUCUCUAUUUUAACAAAACGAGACGACGAUUUGUUGAUAGUCUUCCAAAAUGUAUAGAGCGUUUUCACAUGACGUCACGGUGGCCAUAUUUGUGUUGCAAAACAAUGAAACCGCGGCCAUGUUGGUGUUCCAAGACAAUCUAGUGGAGUUGAAUUCUUUUUUUAUGUAAACCCUUUCUUUUGUUCCAAUAAAUCUGCAGAGAUGCUGGCCAAGCGACUGAAAACGCUCUAUAGUUCGAGUUUCGGCAAGUCUUACGUCAUAAUUGCCUGCUGUGGGGAAAUCUACGGUCGCUAAUCCAUCUAAAGAAUUAACAAUCAUCACUUCCACCCUUAUAGGUCUAAUAGCCUAAGAGUGUUUUCACUCAUUGGCCAGAAUCUAUGCAAAUUUAUCGGGAUAAAAGAAAGCGUUUGCAUAAGAAAAGAGUUCAACUCCCAAAGGACUGGUUUGCGACACCAACAUGGCCACUGUUUCAUUGUUUUGGGACACCAAUAUGGCCUCCGCGACAUCAUGGGAAAACACUCCUAUAAUCUGACAGUAUCGCCUUAAGACGAAAAGUUCUAGAAUGAACAAACUCGACUGCGAUUUCACGUAUUGGCAAUUUUUUUCACUUGUUUGCCCCCUGAGAAACCGCGUCACAUAUGGUGUAUUGCAAAAGGGCUUUCUGUUACGUUAUUUCAUUUCUGAUUACGAUCCAAGCAAAAGGAAAUCCAACGCUUCGAGUACUUUCCCUCUCCAGAAACUAUAAGGGGGAAUUGGUAAAAGUUUUUGGUGCACCGAUUUCUAUGGUCGUUUGGGUGCACAAGCGUUAGUUGUAUGAUUGGCCGAUGGUCGUCAACGCAACCGUCAACCCAUCAUAACUAACGCUUGUCCAUCCGAACUAUCCCAGAAAUAGUUGCGCCGAAAACUUUUACCCAUUCCCCAAAUAGUUUCUGGAGUGUAGUCUCCCUCGCAGCCGUUUUUAUUGUCGUCGCGCAACACUCCCAGGGAGAAGCGUUGUGUGACGACACUGAAAGAGACUAUCUGGAGUGGGGAUUGUGACUGAACAAUGCCUUGCAGGUAUAUCCACCAUCAAUAUCUGAACUGGAUGAGGAGCUGUCGGAACUUGUUCGUGAAAAUGGUGCUCUUGAUGGUUAUGUCAAAGCAAACGAUCAACAAAGAGCCGUUCAACUGAGCAUUAGCGUGUUAAGUACCUUGGACUUUCUGCAGCAAUCAAACAACACAGAGGUAAGCCAGUUAAAGUUUCAGAAAUAUCAGGCACCAAUAAUAUACAUAUAUACUUUUAGUUUUAUUAUGGCCUUCUUACCUCUUUUUUGGUUAAGGGGGUCACCCUUCAAGCCAAGCAAUUUGUCAUGUCAAAGAUUUGCCAACUGAGUUUGGUGAGAAAAAUGUAGGGAAAGUGGGCUUACCCAGGAUGACCCUUCUAAGCGGGAAAAUUCUUUUCCACAUAAAUGCGGCCUGAAAUGAGAAAUCAAGCAUUUAAUUUGAAAAUGUCUGUUCAAACUCCUCAGACCAACUCCACGUAAAUACGGUAGUACUAGGCACUUCAGUGUUUUUUUGUCUGUUUGUUUGUUUGUUUUUGUUUUUUAAUUUCAACCCAUUACCACAUUGCUUUUCAGAUCCGACAAAAUAUUGUCAACAGUAUAACACAGUUAAAGAUCAAUGACACUGAAAGUGUAAACCAGAUAGCCAGCGUCUUAGUGGAGGCAACUAAAGUAGAAAGGGAGAUAACCCCUCAGUCUGGGGUAAGUGUGCAUGUGUGUGGAGAAAUUAGCUUUUGGAUACAUUGCACUGAGAGUGAGUCAACUCUAACCUUGCAGGCAUUUCGCUGUUAAGGACAGUCAGAUAGUACGGCAGUGGCUAAAUCCCCGGAAAAACGUACGGACAUUUGAAUCAAAACUUCACGUUAAUUCAGACCCUCGCUAUUACGGACGCCCCGAUUGUACGGCAGCUAAAUCCCUGUUAAAACAUACGGACAUUUGAAGGGAACCUCAUGUUCUUCUAGACUAUCGUUACUGCGGACACCCCAAAAGUACUGCAGCUGAAUCUUCGGCAAAACGAAUUAACAUUUCACUAAAAUCUUAUUUCAGACCAGGGGCACCCGGCGCGACUAUAUUCUGUAAAAUAACUGUUCGAAGAAACAAAUUAAAUAUUGCCUAGAAAUUUCUAAAGCUUGGGAAAGGCUAAAAAUUUCUGUAUAAACGUUCCAUUCGUCUAAAAUAUUCGGAGAUUUUCUAAUAGCUUAACUACGAUUUUCGAAUGUUGUGUUUUCACAUUUUAAUAUCAAGAUAUUAUGAUUAUUGUUAAAAAAAAAAAAAAAAAGAUCUCCUAAAACUUUCGGUAUAUAUACAAUAAAAGACGAUGAAAGCAAGAUGUCCUCGAGAAUAGCUACCAGUUUCGGAUGAGAAGAAAAAGCAAGCUAAAACUUUCCUGACGACCAAAGUUCCCCUAAGACAUUCGAACAGAUAAAUAGUUUUUAGGGUAACCCCAAAUUGACCAAACAGGCCUCUAAAGUAUAGAGAAACCCACCUGAGACGCUUCUGGUGUAUUUGGAAACAUUCGCUAUUGCGGACAACCCGAUAGUACGGAAGCUUCUGAAUCCCCGUAUCAAAACGUACCGACACCUAGCGGAUUUUUCAACAUUAACAUAAGAAUAACAACAUAUUCUUUCAUUUUUCUCAUCCUAUUUGAAUUUACUAUGUUUCUGUUGAUAAUCAAUCGAAAUUGUUGCAAACGUAGACAUAUAUCACCCCUCUGUUGCAAUUCUUUUUCAUUAUGGAGAACUGAUACCAUCAUCUAAACCCCCUCUCAAAUUCAAAUAAGCCCCCUGUCUCUAUUAAGCCCCUCCCUCCUCAAAUGGACUUAAAAUAAAUAAUUCUCCCACGGGGGAGAACAGAGGAUUUACCGUAAUUUGAAAAAAUUAGAGCAACCUACGGAUUAUCUAACAGCAGAUAUCUUCUGAGAGCCCCAACCAGGGCCUGUGCUGUUGAUCCAACAGUUGAUUUUAGCAAAAAGUGCUUUCCACAGAGCAAUGUUCAUCCGGCAGACACAAUUCGCCCAAUGUCAGGUAAUCGGGAUUCCGCAAUCCGGAAAAUCUUUGCUCCCUGGAGCCCGGAAUGCUGGUCUUUGGAAUCAGUAAUUCAGCUCAACUAAUCCACAAACCAAGUGCCAACGACAAGGAAUCCGGAAUCCAGUACCUAAAAUCAGGAAUCCGGCACAGCCUGGAACAGAAUGCAAGAUUGUCUUGGAUGACCCUACAUAGGACGACUCAAAGAUCGCCCCAUGUAAGGGAAUCCGGAUUCCUGAAUCCGAGAAAAUUUUGCUUAUGGAAUCUGCAAUCCAAGGUUUUGGAAUCCGGAUUACAGCUUAUUAAAUCCGGAAUCCUGGGUUUUGGAAUCCGGAAUACUGUUUAAGGAAUCCGGAAUCCAAGGUUUUGGAAUCCGGAAUACUGCUUAAGGAAUCCGGAAUCCAAGGUUUUGGAAUCCGGAAUACAGCUUAAGGAAUCCGGAAUCAGAAGUUUUGGAAUCCGGAAUACAGCCUAAGGAAUCCGGAAUCCUUGGGUUUGGUAUCCGGAAUACAGCCUAAGGAAUCCGGAAUCCCACUAACGAUUGGAAUCCAGAAUCUAAGUUCCACUGAAAAAUACUGGAAUCCAGUACCUGAAAUCCGGAAUCCACAGCCUGGAACACAGAAUGCAAGACUGUCUUGGAUUAUCUUAUUAUAUCUUACAUAGACAUAAUCGUUCUUAUCACUCGGUUGUCACUUGACUUAUUACACAGAGCAAACUACAACGACACUUCUUUCUAGUUGCAGUCCUUAGGAUCAUGCGAAGACAUGUCGGCUAUUUUGGCACAAGAAGGAAAUAACACAGCAACGGCAGACUUAGUAGAAAACGCUGGUAAGCAGAUUGUUGCUGUGACUGGCAAUGUACUUGGUGGGGUAGUCUAUACCCACACAGAGAAUGCUACUGCGGUGAGUAACAAAAACUUGCUUUAUUGAUGUGUCAAUGUCUUAUUAUUAACGCUAUUCAGACCCUAUUCAAACCGGGGAGGGCUAUAGCACUGUACUGUAUAGUGAGGUCCUGAAAAAUCAGUAAACCAUCGUUUAGGCCUGGUUCAGAUUCCGUACUUUUUAUGUGCCGAACCUAAUUGAAUAAGUUCGACUUUGGAGCGACACUGGCGCGAAAUCUUAUUCAGACGGCGCACCGUGUGUCGAGCAGUAAGUUCGACAGACUCCGUCGAACUUAACGCAUUUGCCGCACCAAACUAAAACUGCCGUAUCAUAUUGAUUCAGACGCCGUUCUUCUGCCGUACUUUUAAUUCAUCAUCACUUUUAAAUUACCCUGGGAAAUGUUUUAUCUGAUCGACCCCAGUUGUUAAAACAUCUCCUUCUUCUCUUAUUUCGAUAGCUUGAGGACCUCGCCAAGAAGGCCUUGAACCUUUCAGAAACUAUAGGAAAAUACUUCCUCCGGCGUCUAAUACCAGGAGAGAAACCGACGGUAUUUCGAAGCAAACAUCUCAGUAUGCAGCUUGCUAAGUUGCUUGUGGGUGGCGAGGAUAACAAGACUCGGGAUAUGAGCAUCAGUGGUGGGUCGUUCAAAUUACCGGAUCUUCCCUUCUUGAAUGAUUCGACUCAUACAUACCUUGACAGAAGGGUAAGUAAGCCGGCAGUACGUAGCAGAUGUUGUCAUUGUUGAUGUUCUUUUCAUUGUUUUAAUUGAAAUUUCCAAUUUUACGGCAUUAAGGAAAUGGCCGCCAAUGCUCGCAGCGCGCAAUGCUUACUGAGAAAAGGAACUUGGUCUUUAAGAAACUAGUAACUCAGCGGUAAGAGUUAUCGGCUUUCAAUUUUGUUAUUCGGGCUCAAAUCCCAGAAGCGAGGGUACCUUUCUCGCUCUUAUCCUAAGAAGUCUUUCUUUAAUGCAUUUGAUAAUUUUUUUUUUUGCGCAGCUGUUGGCGCAGAGCUUUGCGGGUUCUCUCUCACUCUCUUUCUCCCUCCAAUCAUCGGAAGUUUCUAAUGGUUACCAAACUAUUUAAGACGGAAUCCACCAGGAAAUUGAUUAAUUUUAAUUUUCAGUGGACAAAACCCCUGUGCAAGAAUUGGAUUACACAUGUAAAAUUCUGAAAAUUUCAUGUGGAAAAUGUACUUUUGUGAAAUUUGACAUUCAUUUUCUCGGGUUCCCAUAAGAUUUUUUUUUGGAGUUACUACAGAUGAUUUAUUACAUCUUUAGCCCUUGAAAAAUGUAAGAAAAAAUCCAAUGAUAUUCUUUAAAUCAUUCUGGUACAAGGUUUUUGUCCACUGAAAAUUAAAUUUCGCAAUUUCCAAGUGAUGGAUUCGGUCAGCGACAAACCAAUGAGUGGUGCCGCAUCUCCCAGUUGUAGACCUGGAUCUGUACUUUGUAACUUUAACUUUGCAACUUUAUUUGAUUUACCACAAAAUACAAAUAACGAUAAAACAAGACAGUUACACAAAAGCAAAUGAAAGUGGCGAGGAAGCCCAAAAAGAAACCAUGAGGCUUAUAGACAUUGGGCUCCCUCAGAGUAAAAAUAAAGUUAACAGUACCAGUAAGGCCAGGAUCGAAAGUAAAAUACAAUGAAGGUAAGUAUAAAUUAACUAAUUACAUAGACUGAGUUAAGUUGACAAAAUAUAAGGUAUGGUACAUGUAACAAUAAGUAUAAAAAUAAUAUCAGACAUGUGAAGAAAUAUAACUAUUUACUACAAGAUUUAUAACUAAUAAUUCAUACAUAAUUUUUUUUCCAAUUUCGUUUUGAAUAAGUGGAGAGAAUUAGAUUCUUUAAUAUCAUUUUCUAUAGAGUUAUAAUAGAUAGGUUCUUGGAAACUGACAGAAAAUUUACGAAGGUUUGUUCUACAAAAAGGAAGGUGGCAUAGCUAUGGACUUGUUUGUUUAAAGAAAAAUAAUUGUUGAACUUUGAAGGCAAAAGAGAAUGGUUAAGAGAAAACAUAAGUUUACCCAAUUCUAGUUGUCUAAUAUCGGAAAGUUUUAGUAGCUCUAAUUCUUUGAAAAUAGGGUCUGAAUGAGAAUCGAAAGUUGAUUUAGAAAUAAUUCUGAUAACUCGCUUUUGCAAAGAGACAAGACGGCGAAGAUUGGUUUUGUACGUAGAUCCCCAGACAAUAGUACAAUAAUGAAGAUAAGGAUAAACUAAACAAUAAUAAAGAGUUUUUAGACAGGGUUUAGGUAGGAAAAAUCUUGCUCUAUUAAUGACACCUAUUGAUUUCGAGAUUUUACGAGCUAAUUGAGAAAUGUGCGGUUUCCAAGACAGAAGUUCAUCAAGGACUACACCGAGGAAGACCGUUUCCUUAACCUGUUCGAUUCUCUGUUCAUUUAUGCAUAUUUGCAUUGGAAGAUGAUAGCUUUUAAAUCUAGGCUUAAAUAACAUAAAGUUUGUUUUCUUCAGGUUUAAGGAGAGUUUGUUUGCCUUAAACCAAGUGGAUAAUUUAUUAAGUUCGGAAUUGAGUGAGGCUGCCAGGUAGACAGGAUCUUUAUGGGACAUAAAUAAAUUAGUAUCAUCAGUGAAUAAAAUCAGCUCGACGAGUGUCGAUACGUUAUUUAAAUCAUUAAUAUAGAGCAAGAAAAACAAGGGGCCCAAAAUGGAUCUCUGGGGGACACCACAGCAGAUAGUUUGAGGAGAGGAACAUUGACCGUUAAAUUGAACGAAUUGCAACCCGCUGGAGAGGUAGCUUCUAACCCAGUCCAGAGCCACGCCACGUAUACCAUAGUGUUCGAGUUUGUCAAGCAGAAUAUUAUGAUCGACGGUAUCAAAGGCCUUAGAAAGAUCAAGGAAAACGCCAACGGCAUGUUCAUUGCGAUCAAGAGCAAGGGAGAUUUUUUCACAUAGGUCAAUCAAUGCUAACGAAGUUGAAUGAUUUUUCCUGAAGCCAAAUUGAUUAUCGCAUAGAAUUUCUAGUUUACUUAAAUAAUUCAAUACAAUAACAACAUGUAGAAAAAUAUGAAACGGCAAACCGAUCCUUACGGCAAGGCAAUGAAAAAGUAAACAAAAGAAUAAAACAAAAAAUAUAUAUUUAAAUAAAUUUGCCCAAUAUUUUAGUUUGAAGACAAACUUUCUUCAGAGGCUUUAAGAACUCAGAUACUUUCGAGUUGUUUCAAAUCUCACUAUUUCAGCUGAUCUUCUGGCUUCUGAAGGAUCUCUAAGCUAGGAAAACCAGUACCCAUGUUCUCAAAAACACUUUCUCUAGAUAUUACAAGACCUUACAAUUUGCUCAUACCUGAAAACAGAAAAAGUGAAAGGCUAAGACAACCUCCAAAACAUAACAUUUACAGUAGAGCCCAGGUAACUCGAACUCUUAAGGGAAACGAAAAAGUUAACGGGGUAAAUUUCAGAGAAAUAUUGAUGAAAGGAAAAUAAAUUUGGUUCGAAUUAGCGAGGAAUUCGAGUUGUCCGAGUUCGAGUUUUCGGGUUUCUACUGUAAUUAACAGCAGUUAAUAUUUACUUAAAAACUUGGACUUAAUUUUCAAUUAUAAUAACCAUCAACCGUCAACAGCUCUUUAAGAUAUGACCAUCAAAGCUAUUACGCCAUUGAGACCCUCUGUUAUGUGUGAUGUGCCUCACCAUUAUCUUGCUACAUAUUGUUUUAUGUGGCUUAGCUUAUCACAUGAUCUCCUUUUUUUCUUUUUUUUUUAGAUUCAAUUUUCGGAUGUGAAUCCGUUUAUAUGGGCCAAAAAUGGUACCCAUAAGGCAGCGACCUCAGUAAUCACCUUAUCAUUCAAGGACGAAUUUGGAAGUCCCAUAACAGUAGAGAAAACUGAAAAGCAAAUUGAAAUCUAUAUUCCCACGGGGAGGGAAAACAAUGAUACCAACAAAGCCGCCGUGCACUUUGUUAACCCAGGAAAUGACAGCAUGAUGUUUCAUUCCUUUGAAAUCAAACACAACGACACUGCUUUUGCCAUUCGAAUAGAACCAGUUAAUGAAACAAUGCUCGCUGUAUAUUUACGUUAUGGGAGAAAACCAAACUUGACACAUUUUGACUUUAAGUUCAUUAUUCCGGAUUUCACGUCUUGCGUACUUCCGGGACAAGAAAACUGCAGCAUUGUAUCUGAUUUUAUGACAUGCGUGGAAACGGAAGACGCGCCAUACAAGGACGAAAACUACACAAGACCGUUCUUGCCUGCAAGCUGUGGCCCGGAACCAGAGAAUGAAACGGUAACACCUCCACCUCCGGCUUCAACCGGACCCGAUGGAGAAGAGCAAACGUUUGAAUGUCCUGACGUUUGCAAAUAUGAUAACUUUACGUACGAUAAUUGCACUUGUGACGAGCUCCCCGAUGUGACAUUUCUAUUCAACUCCUCGUUAGAUGAAAACAAUGACAUAUGCAAGGCGUUCAUCGACUUUUCUCUUUGCCCAAACGACACCUUAAUUUGUAAGGACUCUGUGAAUUUAUUAUCUUGCUACCUGUUGCACUUGGAUCGUUUUAAGCAGUGCCGCAGUAUCCUUAAGACCACACCCAAAUUGUUUUAUGGCAUUUACGCGAAAUGCCUUAAAGAUCCUUUCAGGGUUUUUUUCAACAGUACUGUUGGAAAAGCAGGCAAGUGGUAUGUGGGUAUUGAAUAUUACAUACCUCCAAACGAUACUAAUACUGAGAAAGAGAAGGACAAGAAAGAUAGUUUGGACUUUGGGGAAGGUGAGCCUGAUUGGGAUGGGCUAGAGAAGUUUAAAUUUUGGAGAAGACUCAUAAAGAGAAAUAGAGAGCACAAUGCCAGGAGAUAUUUGGAAGGUGAAGUUUUAAGACGGGCAAAAUGGGUAAGUAGGAGAACAUCUUUUCAAGGCGACGAUGUGUACGACCAAAACUGUGAGUUUUGGUGGGGUAAAUGGUUCCAAUGUGGGACAUUUUUGGACAGAUAUAUGGGUUAUUGGAGGCUAUGGCAGGGCAAGAAAGACGAUGGUGGUGAUCGUAAACGUAGAUCACUGUCGUCAGAUUCCGAUGAAACCGCUGAGCGACUUUGUAUAGUCGUCAAAGAGAAGCCCCCUCCUUUCAAAAUUGGAGAAACAUUGCCUCUUGUCGAAGAAACGCCAGAGCUAGACGAGAAUGUGUCUGCACUCUAUUCGUUCGAAGUCAGCCUUUACACAUGCCUCUUCUGGGAAGAGACCAAUGAAGAAUGGAGCACUAGAGGUUGUACGGUAAGAUUGCCUUUACCGCUUUAUAGCUUUUAAAGGUUCCACUCCGAUCCCUAAAUCUUGCAAUGUGGACCAGCCAAUAAGUUUGUUUUCUCAUAAUUUUGGCAUUGCUUUAUAUGAUGGUUGUUGCUGUUAUUCUUUUUUUUUUAUUAUCAUCAUUGCCUAGCAGCCGAAUAUGCUGGGCGAACGGGCUCUGAGUACUCCAUGAAUGUGUCAGUACAAUUUUGAAGGCUGAGAGUAAAAAACUGGAACCCGUUAGGGUAAGAGUGACGGUUAGGCUGCUCUCACUCUUGUUAUAUUCCUCGUGGAGGAAUUUUGUUACUGCGUGCAGCCAUGUUAUAUCCCCUAUAUCUUAGAUAAUUACAGUUCAUUAUUUUUUAGAGGGCCAAGGGUCGAAGGCCUGGAUUAUCCUAUAUUUAAUAUGAGAAACAUGUUCAUUCAGUCGCUAGGAAGAAAUUAUUUGAUUAAAAAAUCUGAGUGCUCCUAAUAGGAAAGAAACCUGUGACCUUCCUGUUUCUAUAUGUUUAAAGGCUGGUCCAGAAUCUAAUGACGAAAAACUGCAAUGUCUUUGCGAUCAUCUUACAUCAUUUGGUGGUGACUUACUGGUGACACCCAACACAAUUGACUUUGCGGAAGUCGCCCUAGGAUUUGCUAACCUGGGGAAGACUGGUAAUGUAGGCGUCAUUAUAGCCGUGUUCGUGUUCGUUCUUUUGUACGUUUUGGGCGUGAUUUUUGCCAGGAGAGCAGACAGAAGAGACAAACAGCAGGUAUUACAGAAAAAAGGCAAAUUUUACCUUUGAAGUUAAAUUAAAAUUGCAAUAAUAUUUAUUUAUUGCUAUUAAUUUGUUCUGCAUUUUUAUCCGUGGGUGCGGGGGGGGGGGGGGGGGGGGAGUGGAUACUUAACAAAAUUGUAUACGGAGCAGGCUCCUCCCCGAGCUCUUAUUCCUUACCCUUUUUUAUAAUAAGGUUCAGAUAUAAUGCGCCCUCUGAUUCGUUGAAAAAGGGUGCUUUAUUAGAUUAUUAAACACGGCGCUAAAGCUGUCCUGUCAUCUGCCAGUAGUUUAUUUUGAAAAUUAGAAAGUAAUGCGUGGGAACGUUAACGGAUUCUUUGUCAUAAAACAAACAAAGAAGUCUUGACUGUACUCUGUUCUGUCGUAAAGCUCUCAAGAAGCGGCUAGAGCACUCGAUCAAGACUUAGGGAGACACACUCUUCUUUCGUGCUCUAGCUGCUACCUGCAUGCCUUACAACAGAACGUAGAAUAUUCAAGGCUUCUUUAUUUGGUAAAUACACAAUUUAUGCAAAGUGUUAAUGGAGGUAAUAGCAUCAUGUCCUUUAAUACACCUUUGAUAUUUCAUGCAACAGAAAUAGUUAUAAAUCCGUUAAAUUUUCCGCCGCCCGGUUAGCUCAAUGGAUAAGCGCCGGUCUGCUGAGCGGAAGGCCGUAGGUUCAAACCCCGACCGAACCAACACUCAGGGUCUUUAAAUAACUGAGGAGAAAGUGAUGCCUUUGUAAUAACAUCCGCAAACGGUUUGACCUCCUAGUCUUCUCGGGUAAGGACGAUAAACCGUAGGCCCCGUCUCACAAGCCCUUGCACAUGUAAUAAAUGUGUGGGACGUUAAAGAACCCACACUCUCUUCGUAAAGAGUAGGGCACGUAGUGCCUGGUGUAGUGGUCUAUCUCACUUUCACACUCAUGUAUGGGGGCAUCAUUACUCAUUCCUUCAUUACUUGUAAACUACGCGUUAAGUAGUCUGACAAAGUACCCCAACCAGUGUUGUAAAUUAUCCCUGAAAAGCCCUGAGGGGAGUGGAUAAUAUCAUAUUUCCAUUUCCAUUUACACACAAUCACCGGUGAUGUGAGCUCAUUGGUCCAAAGUGCGAGUUGAUAUAUAUUAAUCUAACUGAAGAAUGAAUUGAUUUUUUUUCUGGUGUCGUUGAAAGACCAUUUUCUGCAUGAGCGAUUCUACUUUCAUAACCAUGUGGUAGAUUACAUCAAAACGUUAGAGUUAAAUCUCUUAAUCUUUUGUUGCAGCUGUCUAUUGCAAUGCCUGUCCAUACGAACAAAACUGGUGACCACACUUACGAGAUUGCAGUUUAUACAGGGAUGUUCGGAGACUCUGGUACAACAGCAAACGUGUCAAUGUACAUUAACGGUGAAAAGGGUGAGAGUGAAGUAUUACCGCUUCAAGACACGGGUGGCGCGAAACGCCCUUUUAGUCGCGGCAGUGUCAGCUCCUUUGUAGCAAGGUAAGCAAUCAAGUUGUUCACUAUCCACGCAGGGUCUGGAAGGGCAUUCGCGGUAUCCGGGAUUUGUCCGGGAAUUAGGAAAAGUCAACAUUUUUCGACCACUUCUCGGGAAGAGGGGACUCGCCAAAAAUCUUGGCGGAGGAUGUUGCAUUGGAAAAUUAAAGACAACGGUAUCCGGGGUAAAGAUGUCAGCAGUUCGGGUUGUGUGAUUAUCGUGGAAAAGAAGCAGGAUUGCGGGUUCAGGCUCACCUUUCUAGACUCUUUCUACAGCAGCUGGAACUGGAACCCCAAUGGGUAUUAGGCUUUGCUUAACUUCAUCCAAGGUUAAAUUUGAUACCACAGUCUAGUGGGGACUCACUGAGACAAUCUUGAUCUCACAAAGAGAGUAAAAUCACCACGAACAAAUUGGAUUUAGUUUGACUUUUUGGCGUCAUUUUAGAAGAGAUUCAUAAAGGUUUGUCGUAUUUUAAAACCACUUCUCUCUUUCCUGAUUUCUUGGUGAUUAAAAAAACCCCAGUUGUUUCUUCAGAUCAGAUAUAAUUGAGCAAAUCUGGAAGAAUUCUGCUAAAUUUGUUUGAGUUUGCACACUUGACGGACUCUUGUGGACCUAUAGAUAUAUCCUCAGGACCCUUAAUCUAUCAAAACUGACCGGCCAGAACAUUUUUUUUCGUAAUGAGAAUAAGAGGAUUUAGUUAUUACUAAGGAAUUUCCAGGCAACUCAGUCUAUUGAUAAAUAGUAUGCGUGGUAUUGAUAAGUUUCUGCAGAAGUUCACGAAAAAAGCCUUUUCGUUUUCAAAAUAGCUGGUCCGAACGUCCAGUGUCCUGACUUUUAAUUUACUUGGCGCUAUUGACAGGGGCCUUUCAUACACCGUAAAUCAAAUCCAUUUGUUAAAUUGAAACGAGGUAAAUUCGGAUACACAGAUAUCUAGUGUGGAUAAUAGUACUUGCAAUCCCUGGCAUUGCUUCAUUUACCAGUAUUCUUUUUGUCCAGGUUACCGAACUCUCUGGGUCGAUUGAACUAUGUGAAUGUGUGGCACGAUAACUCGGGCUCAAGCCCCUCGUGGAAUCUGCGACAAAUUGUGAUUCGCCACGUUCCAACGAAUAAGAAGUCGUAUUUUAUCUGUAACCGAUGGUUAGCAGUGGAGAAGGACGAUGGAUUGGUUGAAAGGGCGAUCUUCGUUGCCGACCAAAAGCAGAUGACAGGAUUUCAGAACCUAUUUUAUAACAGGGCUUCCAAGGACAUAGGUAGUAACUGAAAGUUAGCGACCUUUACAAUUUUUUUUAUCAAUUGUUAGCCUGCGUAGCAAGCAUUUCCACUUGAGUUCGUCGGUAGAGUUCCUUUGUCUUUUUUGGCUCUCGCAGUCCAAUGCUCGCGCGAAAGCUCGAUCGAAAACCCCGGCGCUUUCUACGCAGACUACUGAAUUGUCACACAACUGAAUCUACGUUGUUUGACCGGUCGAUUGACUGUAUGAUUGACCAUUGUCUGGUGACUAUCUGAUGAACAGACUAAUUGUCGACCGGUCUACUGGUUGAUACAUUUUUUUUCUUGUCUGGUAGGUCUAUGCGUCCUCUUAUUUAUAAUGGUACUAAAUUGAACUGAACUGAACUGAGUGGAGUGCAAUUUGGUGUUAAAUCAGGCGCCCGCUUUGAAAAUCGUACGAGCCACAGCGAGAAUUAGAUUUGAAAUCACAAGUGUGAUUACAAUAACGGAAACUGAAAUCCACUCAAUUCAAUUUAUUUAAUUUAUCGCAUCCAUUUUCAAAUCGCAUGAUUUAGUAGCCCAUAAUUAAAUAGGAUUUUAGUGGCUAGUAUUAAUAUUUUAUCGAUCCAAAAGUCGGUUAAUUGUAAAAAAAAAAAGUUGAACCCUAAACAUUCCUAAAUCACGUUUUGAGUAUGCAAAACAGAAAUAUUGCGAUUAACAGAAGAAGUGAUGGAAUUAAUAGCACAAAUUAUUUGAUAUAAAACAAAUGUGAUUUACAGCAAAAAAGUAUGAUUCAUGAAAAAAAUCACGCUGCUGUGAUUCAAUCAGGUUGCAGGGAUCGUAGGUGAUUUAAACGUGAAUGUAAUAAAUUGCUAAAUUGGCUGCCUGAAUAUUGGAUUUACCAGUAGAAUGAUCGACUAAUUGUCAAAACUGACGACAGAAUGCUAGACCACCUACAAUUUGAUUAAGAAUAAACGACUGUUAAGUGGCGACAAAAGGCGGACCGAAACGCGUCAAUGACACUUAGGCUCUUCAUAGCCAAUAACAUUCCUGCUUAACUGACAGACGACCACUAACACCGCGACUUAAUUGACCAAUCAGGUCAAGAUGAGUUUAACACCAUCAACUGUCGUGAUACAACUCACUUUGACUGUGGAGAUGAAUACCGGGUUGCCUUUCCCUACGAGCAGAAGUUUCUCUCUUGCAUAACUGUUAGCGUUUUAAUACGACGUCGUUCGCAUCGCUUGUCAGUCGCGUUGUUGGUUUGUUUAUUACGCCCUGCGGCUUAAACACUAAAAGCCAUGCAAGACAGAAACCUCUGCCCGUAGGGUAGGUUGUCCAAACGUCAGUCACUAUCAAUAAUAGUCCUAUUCAGGUUUAACUCACCCGAGCUACUUAUGUAACUUAUUAUUGCUAUUCUUACGCGACCACAGGUGAUGGCCAUUUAUGGUUUUCAGUGUAUACGCGGCCGCCACACAGCUCUUUUACUCGGGUUCAAAGGUUGACCUGCUGCAUCUCUCUGCUCUUUUCUUCUAUGGUGGCUAACGCUAUGUUUUACGAACUGGGCGAUGCUGAGGAAAGUCUUCGAGUCAAAUUUGGACCUAUCGACUUCACAUGGCGGCAGUUGAUGAUUGGAAUUCAAAGCAGCAUUGUCGUUGUCCCUGUUAACUUGUUGAUUAUCACCAUUUUUCGUUUCACUGGACCAAGAAAGUCCUCCGGAGGAGAGGAAAAAGCUGAACCCAAAGGGCAAGAAAAAAGGGCGGGAACUAAUGCAAAACCAAAAGGGAAAACAAAACCGAAGGAUGAAAAAGUGAAAGGUAAAGAAGGAUCAGAUUGCAAGAAAUCAAAAGACAAAAAGGGGCCAACGGACCAGAAAUCUAAAGAUAAAAAUAAAUCUGAACCCAAAGGAAUGGACAAAAGUAAAGCUGACUCAGAAACUAAAACGAAGAAAGAAGAAUUGCAAAAAACAAAUAGGGAAAAGACGGCGCCUAAAACAGAACAAGAGGUUACAAAGAGAAGAAAAUUCAAACUUCCCUACUGGUGUAAUUACAUUGCUUACACAUUGGCUUUCCUCACAUCCUUUGUUGGAGCCUUGUUCACCAUAUUUUAUAGUAUGGUUUGGGGCAAGGAGAAGUCAGACAAAUGGAUUCUUUCAGUCAUUAUAUCUUUGGUACAAGACAUUUUUUUCGUGCAACCGUUGAAAGUAAUCCUGGUUGCAUCGAUUUUGGCCAUGUUGUUGCGGAAACCUCCCGAGGACGACGAGGAGGAAAUAGUUAACGAUGAGGCUGAAGAAACAAAACAAGAGGAACUCACAGACGAUACUUCGGUUGAUAGCACGAAGGAUCCUCGCAAGAAGCUUUUUACCAGUGGUCCCGAUCCAAUAAUAGUUGCAAUGGCCAGAGAAAAAAAGCUUAAAGAAGCGCAGAUGUGCAAUAUAUUCUCCCAGCUUGCGUUACAGUUUUUCUUCGUCUUUCUUCUCUCAGUAGCUACUUAUGGUAGCCGGGGCGGAGACAGGUUUUACCUCUCCAAGAAUGUACAAGAUAUUUUCAACACAAAACUCGGCAAGGUAAGAAACCCUUUAACAGGCUACACAGGAAGCUUCUGCAAGCUUUUUCGUCUGUCAGUGGCAGAGCAUCUGGAUUCAGAAGAACCUAAGGGGUCAAAGGCCCGUCUCCUGUUGAAAGAACUGGCAUCCCCUGAGAAAACUGGCUGAACAAAAGAAAAUACUCUCGACAUUUUUCUUUAACUUCCUGAACAUGUUCGACAUCUCUUAAUCACAGGAACGUAUCAAAAAACGAAAAACCAAAUCAGCAUUGCACCUCUGGCAACUUAGUGUUAAACUCAACGGUUUCAAAAUUUAUAGCCAAUAUAAUCAUGGACGUUUAGCAAUACUUCUAAUUUCACUAUUACUUUUGUACCCUCUUUAUAAGGUACUGCUAUAAGCGAUCUUAGAGCUUACCCUUCACACAAACCAUCCAGUAAAAAAUCUCCUACAAAAUUCUUGAACAAUUAAAUUUGACCUAGUGGGAAACGUGUCUCCUACAAAGUCUAUCAAAAGCAAUUGUAGAGACUAGAAAUUUUAAAAAAGAAUCUAAUUUUUUUUUUCAAACACGAACCAAAUGAAAUGACGCGAAAAUAUCUGAAUUCCAAUUGCACUGCAUAAUAUCUUUUUAUAACUGCAGCUAUUCUUGUGAAAGCAUUUGACGAUUUUAAAGUAAAUUCUUUCUUAACGUUCGGGGGUUUUUGUACUUACUUUUUCUCAUAAACGAUUUUGUCACUUCCCCUUAUUCCAAUUGUUCUCAAUUUUGAUAUCGUUAGGUCAAGGACGUAUACACGUUUUGGUGGUGGGCUGAAAAUUAUAUGCUUCCAAGCCUGUAUGCUACAGAAUGGUACAAUGGACAAGCAUUUGAAGAAGAAGAUUUCUUUUCCAACAAAAAAAUGUUUAUUGUUGGUCUUCCACGCCUGCGCCAGGCAAGAAUCAAGCAAGGUUAGUAACAGAUUAACUCUUUCAAAUGAAAGUCCCAAAAAACUUCCACGUCCCCAUUUUGCUUUAAGUUCUCAAAUCCCGGCUUUCAAAUGAGGUAAAUGCAGAAUCUCAAAAGACCUAUCUGGGACCCUCUAUGCCACCACGCCUCCUCAUUUACUUGUAGGUAAUAGGCAACUGUUCUUGUCAACAGAACCCUGUGUUGCUUGGAACGCGUACCCUGAAUUUACCCGGUGGUUUCCAAGUUGUUACCAUGGCUAUUCCUCUAACAGCCAAAACGACCAAUCUGCCGACGCACAACUGGACUGGCUUGAUGUCUCCCCAGCCUACGUCGUUGGUGGUUCGAGUUGGAGAGUUAUUGAUAACGAAGACAGCGAAGAUACGACCACCAACCUUGACAACACUCAACAGACCAGUAACAACGAUAGUAUCGGUAGUAACAGUACUUAUACCACACCUGCGCCAUAUCAGGAUGUAACAGGAAGCUUGGGCAACGACGAUGGCAACGGCAACGGGAAUGGUAAAAAAGCAACAGCUUUAGUCUCUGUCCACACGUGCUGGGGGUUUUCGGACAAAAAAGCAGGUUUCCGAAAACGAUACUUAGAAUGGAGGUUUUUUUAAAACCGCCGACUUCUUGUUUUCGUAUAGGUGGACGAAAACAGAGGUUUACGAAUACCGAGAUUUCGUACAUUAUACAGCGCACGCACCUGAAAGGAAUGUUAUCGUAUUUCCAUCGUUUCAGCGUUUUAAUUUGAACGGGGCGAAGUAUUUCGAAUAUAUGCAGCGUGUGAACGCUUUUUAUUACGAAAAAGGAGAGAAAAUCUCCGUUAAAAAAAGUAAAUGGGUGGACGAGACCUUAGGCUAAGUUCACACGUCGCCGAACAAUUUUUCGACCGGUGGAAAAUUCGCGCGUUUUGGUGUUUCGCUCACACGAAACCACCAUAACCAUAAUUUCGUCCCGUGUAGCAUCACCUUUAGAUUAGCAGAACACCAACCCUGCACGUGUAUCACGCUUUUUGUACAUUUCUUUGAAGUAAUUGCAGCGCAUUGGAGGGCGUGAACAAAGCAACGAUUUCCUUUCCUUUCUUUUUCUGAACUGAGAUACAGUCCUUUAGAAUAAAACUCCAGAAAAAUUCGCCCAGAUUUUAACACAUUAAACGAGAUGGAUUAAAGGGGAAAUAUGUUGGAAUAAUGCGAAUUUACUUCACAAGUGACGUUUUCGGUUCCUUAAAAUCUUUUUGAUCAAGCCAAAGAAAACAAAAUAUCUAUAACUGAGGCAUUGCAUUUCCAUUUUUUGUUCCCGACAAUAUAAUCUGAUUACUUUAUCAUAUGCUCCUGAACAUGCUUAUUUCUCUUGUUAGCGGCAAAUAACUUUACUUGCCCCGAGGGUCGAUUUGGUUAACUGAAAAUCGUUAAGGAAGUUAUUAAGGAAGUUACUGUCGAACUCCACGUAAGCAAACUCCCUGAAUAGAAUAAUAAGAUUUAGGCUUUGUUUACACUAUGCCGCAUAGCUUUUGCACCGGUACGAAACCACUACCCGAUAGGGCUUCCGGUGAUUUUGGAUCUCUAAAGUGAAGACUUGGAUAGAUGUUCACGGCUUUUCGUUCGACACGAACCUUAGUGGUCGCCUACAAAAGAAGGUCGCGAAUGCAAUGGGCCAGAACUGCGGUAAUUUAAAUAAAGGAAAUCUUGUAGCGUAAAGGGAAUUCAUAUGACGUUAUGCCUGCCGUAUUGGUGUCCCAAAAUAAUAAAACGGCGGCCUUGUUAGUGUUCCAAAAACCAGUCCUGUGGGAGUAGAACCUUCUGGACUUCUUUUUAUGUAAAAACUUUCUUUGUUAGAAUUUGCACAGCUGCUGGCCGCGUGAGUGAAAACGCCUUAACCUUAUUUUCCUUUAUUUUAUUUAGGAACUUCCAACAACUUUGCAGGCUCAGAACUUAGAAUCCUCUGUACCCAUACACUGGAGUACCACGACGCUUUAUCUCUUGGCACACUGCCCAUUGUCACGGAACGCAACACGUACACUGGGGGCGGUCUUCUUGCGGAACUAGGGUACGAUAUAGAUACGGCUCAAAAAGUUCUUGCCAACCUCAAGGACGAUAUCUGGAUCAACAGACUGACAAGAUUGGUUUCGUUGGAGUUCGUUGCCUUCGAACCCGGCACCAAUCUCUUUGCGUAUGGUCGAUACAACUUUGAAUGUCUCCCAACUGGAGGGAUUUGGACAUCUUACCGCAUUGAUCCCAUUUCGUUCGUCGGAAGCAUCAACUCGAGUUUCAGUUCCAUAUUCAUCGUUUGUUAUGUGCUGAUUAUUAUUAUUCUCUUAUACUCGAUUUAUCGGGAAUUCAAAGAAAUGCGGCAGUUGAAAAGCAAGUACUUCAAAGACAUCUGGAACUACAUAGAGUGGGCCUUCAUCUCCUUUACCAUUACAACGAUUGUACUGUUCUUUUUCAAAUCAGAAUACACCAGGUAUUACUUAAGUAUCUUUAUAUGUAAAGAUAAACAAUGCUUUGCAGUCAUAGUAGAGGAAUCUGGUUAUGAAACACGGCAAACAUCAAAGUGGAAAACAACGGUGCUGUAGGUUAUGUUGGAAGCUCUCCGAUCGUGCACAAUCCUUUGUUCUGAGUUCACAAAUUUGGACUGGAUAAAUUAAUGAGAUGGAUUUUGGUGGUCAGUAAGUUCAAAAUGAUAGGAAUGCAAUUGAACGACGUGCACGGUCAGGUCUAAAAAAGCUAACAAAAACAUUUAACAAUGGAGUCUAACGGGUUUCAUAAUCAUUCCACUUUAAUAACUCUUACGCAAUGGAAGGCUUAGUGUGUAGUAUCAAGGGAUGUUUUUACAAGUGGAGCCGUAUUUAGACAAAAUACGUGGCGUCAAAGUAUGAGGCGAGUAAACAUAUCCCACGAUAGUACAUUCUGAACAGUUUAACAAGAUAUUUAUUUUUUCCACUUAGAUUGGACGAUGUACAGUAGAACUUCAUAGAUUUGCACUCGUACUUGUAACGAAAAUUCGUGACAUGAUACAAACGUCACUCCUGUACAAGUCCAGUUUUGCUUGCCUUUUCGACGUUUUUGUUGUUUGGUAAAGUCUUCGGUCCCAUUUGCUAGCAAAACACCGGUGAAAUAAUUUAUAAAGCUUAUAAUGGCCUUGCGGUUUUCGCGUAUAACUGCCAUCCGAAAAGAAAGAAAAAGAAAAAGGUUACAAAGGAAAGAAAGAAUCAUCCGCCAAAUGAGUUUUAGAAAAAAAAACAGGGAAGCAAAAUGAACGGAUUUUGUCUUACACAGGGUUAUCGCUUUAACGCGUUGGCGCUACACCCCCGGUCUACCCAAACCUCCCUUUCAAUGCUACCACCACUCCCCUCCCUUCCCCUCUAGGGUUACCUCCUGCCGAUUGUAAUAUGAGCAAUAGACAUUUUCAAGUUCCUUUAAACAAUUUUGCAAGGCUAGGGUAAAUAGGUUGAUUUGGUAAUGAUCUGUAUAUCCUACCCUUAGAAGUCUCGUCCCUCUCCUCCUUGUGUGAGCUCACCGAAAGGCAAUGCAGGAAAAAUCUCUUCACAGUAAAUUUGACAUGAGAAAAUGAUCACUUGAUUCAACGUCGUUCUCGGUUAGAGGUUAAUGGAUCUAAAUGUCCCAAUUAUAUCACAAUCGUCAUAGCCUAUAAUCAUCGUCAUCAUCAUUAUCAUCACCAUCAUCAUCAUCAUCGUCAUAUUAUUAUUAUCAUUAUUAUUAUUAUUAUUAUUUCCAAUAGGAGGCUAGUUGAAAAAGUGCAGGCCAACCCUUACGCCCGAAUGAGCUUCGAUUACGUGGCUUUGUGGACAGACACAGAGAGUGUGUUUCUCGCGCUGGUCAUCUUCCUGGCAACAAUGAAAUUCUUGCGCAUCUUAAAGUUUAAUAAGCACAUCUCCAUAGUAACCAAGAGCAUGGCAAUUUCUAAAGGACCACUGCUUUCCUAUUCCGUUUGCUUUGUGGUGGCUCUCUUGGGAUUUGCUACGUUUGGUAACAUCACCUUUGGCUCCUCAGCGUACAUGUUUUCCACAUUUCCAAGAUCGAUCGUUAAUUCGUUCGAAAUGAUUCUUGGUAAAGGUGAGAAAAAACUUCGAUUCAACACUGGACGAAAAAUAGAGUUACAUCAAAUUUGUUUUCGUCCUUACUAGCGACUCUACCAUGUACGCGUACAAAAAGGGGCUUUAAGAUCCAUAGGCGCGACCGCAACGAGAACGUCAAAAAAAAAAAAACAACAGGUUUAAAAAGCAAAACACGUGCAUGAUACUUUUUUGUACAUUUGUUUGCCGUUUUUGCACGACUACGAUGUAAAACGCCUAAUUUUUGCGUUUUAUGGAGAACGUAAAUAAACAACGACGAAAUUUUAUUUCUCUUUCUGAACUUGGAUAAGAUCCCUUGGAAUUCAACUUCUUCACUUUUUAAGCGACGUUCUCGUUGCCGUCGCGCCGUUGGAUCUUAAAGUCCCUGUUCACCAAUAGAGCGUUUUCACUCACGUGGCCAGCAUAUAUGCAGAUUUUUGCAGAAGAAAGCGUCUACAUAAGAAAAGAGUUCAACUUCCACAGGAUUGGUUUGGGACACCAACAUGGCCGCCGUGACGUAAUGUGAAAACAUUCUAUAGCGACGCAACCAUAAGCGUAAGAAUAACAUGGUCCUCACUAGCGACGCAAGCAUUAACAUAAACAUGAACAUAAGGAGCUAAUGAGCUAAAGAGGAAGGCCUUGACAUCCCAAUCAGACUCAAAUAAACCCUAAACAGUGAAAAGUUUAUCGAUAUCAAAACCUUUGCCAUUCUUCAUUUAUUGUUUUGUUGCUUAUUUGCUGAAAAUGGUGAAAAUUUAAUAAGCGCCCAGCCUCGAAUAAGCGCCCACCUCGAAUAAGCGCCCACUCUCAAGGUCCAAAAAUUUAAUAAGCGCCCAGGGCGGUUAAUCGAAUAAAUACGGUAAGGAGCUAAUGAGCUAAAGAGGAAGGCCUUGACAUAAGUGUAACCCUAAACACAAAUGUUAUCGAUAUCAAAACCUGCCAUUCUUCUUAUGCUUAUGCUUAUUAUAUGUCAAGGCCGUCUUUAUUAGCGCAUGCCCAUAAGCUGGUUAUGCAUACUUAGUAGGCUUGUCCUUGCAUCGCACUUUUGAAAAUGGAUAAGGCCGGUUGGGAUGACUUAAUUCCAUCAGUAUAAAUUCUAAAGGAAUAAACCAAUGACGAAAUAACUAGCUAUGUCUUUCAUGUGCUUUUCUUGUUAUUGUCUUUCCCUUUUAGGUACCAACUAUGACGAGCUGGAGUCCAUCAACCGUUUCCUUGGGCCAUUUUUUUUCUUCACGUAUUUUCUCGUUACGACGCUCAUCUUGAUGAAUUUCUUUGUGGCCAUACUCAAUGACUCUUUCACCGACGCUAGAGAAAUUCUUGAAGCGGAGUCCACAGGGGAAAAUAUGUCGGACUUCAUUGAAGAAUACGCCAAAGACAAGCUGAAGGAAAUAUCAGACGAACUACGAGCAAUGAUUGGCGGAAGAGAGACGAAUAACGCUGCCAGUAAUGACAAGCGCAAGAAAAACAAAACAUGGGAAAGGGAUUUCUUUUUGUACUAG
Molecule: messenger RNA, 39909 nt
Organism: Porites lobata
Lineage: Eukaryota; Metazoa; Cnidaria; Anthozoa; Scleractinia; Poritidae
Source: the annotation of a GenBank genome assembly